Histoplasma capsulatum G186AR is the source of this 933-nucleotide messenger RNA. Its product is annotated as ubiquinone biosynthesis methyltransferase coq5. Gene Ontology annotation, molecular function: methyltransferase activity. The record is from RefSeq and is a predicted model, not a curated record. The coding region runs from base 1 to 933 and encodes 310 amino acids. Lineage: Eukaryota; Fungi; Ascomycota; Eurotiomycetes; Onygenales; Ajellomycetaceae. Gene Ontology annotation, biological process: ubiquinone biosynthetic process. The transcript has 2 exons.
AUGACCUCAAAAGCAGCCUGGCGCAGUCUGCACUACAGUGCAAAGCGCCGCUCAUUCGUCCCUCGAGCUCCGUAUCGAUGUUUCUCCUGCUCAAUCCAAACUCGCCAACCGGAGCUUUCAAAGCUAGGCCAUGGUGGACGAACGACUCAUUUCGGAUUCGAAACCGUUCCAGAAGCCGAAAAAGAAGCUAGAGUUGCUAGCUCGUAUGACACAAUGAAUGAUUUCAUGUCACUGGGAAUCCAUCGCCUCUGGAAAGACCACUUUGUUCGAGCCCUAAACCCGGGCACGCAGCACCCGAGUAACGACCCCAACGGGGAGCAAGGGUGGAAUAUCCUCGACGUCGCUGGCGGAACUGGAGAUAUUGCGUUUCGGAUGCUUGACCAUGCUACGAACAUCAAUAACGACCACCACACACGCGUGACGAUCGCGGAUAUUAACCCAGACAUGCUCUCAGAAGGAAAGAAGCGGAGUCUCGAGACACCAUACUACAAUACGGAUAGAUUAUCCUUCAUGCAGGGCAACGCAGAAUCCCUCCCCACGAUUGCUGAUAACUCGAUUGAUCUGUAUACUGUCGCGUUUGGCAUCCGGAAUUUUACCGAUAAACAAGCUGCAAUAAACGAAGCCUUUCGCAUCUUGAAACCAGGAGGUGUCUUCGCUUGUUUAGAGUUCAGCAAGGUCACCAAUGGUCUAUUCGACCAGGUAUACAAGCGAUGGAGUUUCAGUGCAAUUCCCUUGAUCGGACAGCUGGUGGCAGGCGACCGGUCAAGCUACCAGUAUCUGGUUGAAAGUAUUGAAAAAUUCCCAAGCCAAGAAGAAUUCUGUCGCAUGAUCCAGCAAGCUGGGUUUUUGACUCCUGGGCGGGGCUAUGAGAAUCUCUCUAUGGGCAUCGCUGCAAUACAUAGAGGUGUGAAACCAUUGACAAGCCGAAAAUAG